GAGUGUGUCAUCAACAACUGUGGGGAAAAAGUCAGCAAUGUUUCGGCUUAUCAAGAAGAUUCUUACAUAUUUAGUGCAAUUAUAUACAUACAUGUAUGAGCUUUUAAUUAAAAGCUUUAGCUACAUUUAAGCAUCUUGCACUUUGAGCGUCAAUCCACUUUUUAAAUCCAAAGAUUGUCAUAGCUGCUAUGCCGAAACAUUAAAAUUACAUUAUGAAAACAAUAAAAAAAUCGGACUGAAAAACUGCAAAACACAACAAACGUUAUAAAAGAUGGGACGUGAUCGAUUAUUGCUCUACAAAUGUCAUUGGGAUGCUUGCAGAGAAACGAAAAAGAUUGGAUACUUGUGGUGGACACCGGCAGCAAAACCAACAUUAAAUACUCAACCAGAGAUAUCUUCGCCAGGCGCAGAAGGCGGUUUGCAACUGCAACCCUUAGUUUAUCAAAAACGUCGUUGCUAGCAAUACUUCCACUAGAGAAUAAGCAGCCCAUACAACAAAAUGAUCUUGGCUGCCCCAUCAGAGCGUUUACCAAUGGAGGAGAGUGCUUGCUGAUAGUGCUUAAUAGACUGGAUAGUACAAAGCUUAGAGUUCCCACCAAACAGUCAACCUUUUUAGAGCGCUUCAAACGAAUAAAAGAAGCAAAAUACACGGUUUUAUGUUGAAGAGGCAAUGGGCUUUGUGGGAGUUUGUACCACUAUCUCACAUUAACCAUACACAAAACUUGAGUAAUAAUCUUGAAUUUCUUCAUAAUUUAAAAUCUCAAAACUUGCCGCACCUUUCCUUAUAAAAAAAAGCCUCGUCCAUUUUUUAUCUUGUAGCAUAUCUUGAGCACAACUUUGCAGGCGAGUUUGGACUGAAAGUACAUAUUUAACAACCGAAAGGCAAAUGUGAAUUUUUUGCUCCAUUUUCGAUGUUUUGUUGGCAUGCGUCGAUAGAACGAAAAUAAAGUCAGAAAUAAAAUACAAUA
This is a messenger RNA of Drosophila nasuta, 968 nucleotides long. RefSeq lists its product as uncharacterized. NCBI's taxonomy places the organism in Eukaryota, Metazoa, Arthropoda, Insecta, Diptera, Drosophilidae. The transcript is spliced from 2 exons. The record is from RefSeq and is a predicted model, not a curated record. The coding region runs from base 301 to 663 and encodes 120 amino acids.